Cornus florida is the source of this 889-nucleotide messenger RNA. RefSeq lists its product as uncharacterized. Lineage: Eukaryota; Viridiplantae; Streptophyta; Magnoliopsida; Cornales; Cornaceae. The transcript has 3 exons. The coding region runs from base 195 to 503 and encodes 102 amino acids. The record is from RefSeq and is a predicted model, not a curated record.
AAAAAUAUGCCAGAAAUUAUGUAAUUUUUAUUUAAUUGUUAUUAUUUUAUGUAUUAUUAUUUUUUUCCCUAAAAAUCACGUUUAGGGGAGGCUAUUACUAUUCACACGAUUUCUAUUCCUCCCUUCUAUUCUCUCACUGACUUGAUCACGGCUUCAAACCUUGGUGGUGCGGUUGGUGUGGCGCAGGGAAGAUCAUGGCGGUGGUGGCCGAUUGGUGGCGCAUCAGAGAUCUACAUAGUGGUGGUUGUUCAGUUGGCAUACGGAACAUAAUGAAACGUAGGGCAACAACAAACUUGGAAUUAGAAUUGCAUGGAGGACUUUCUCAGGGUUCAAAUUCGCAGUCCCAUACUUCCCAUGGUUCACAAGAAGAGGACGUGGGGACUACUGAAAGCAAUGAGUUAAUAACACCGAAGAAGACUCGAGGCCCCACACGCUGCGCAAAUGUGGUACAACAUGACACCAAAAAGAAUGGCCUGAUACCAUUAAGCUCCCUUGAACUAUAAAAAUUGGAGGAAAGUCCCUGAAAUAGUUAAAAAGGACAUGUGGACGAUGGUCCGAGUAAAAUUUUUUCGACUCUUCACAUCUUUGACUGACUGAUUUCACUUGUAUACACAUUUCAUUUCUAGAGUUAAUUUUUUUUUUUUUUAAUUACUCGAUUCUUUAUUUAUUUAUCUUUUAUAUGCAGGGCAAGUUUGCAGUAGAAGAAAUCUCAAAAGAUUGGACAUUAUCAUCCCUUGGUCAUAAAUGGAGAGAUUGGAAAAGUGAAAUUAAAAGUAACUAUUAUAAAAUUUGGCGUACAGAUGAACAACGAUAUGCAAACCCACCACCAAGUGUUGAGGAGGACCAAUGGGAUUAUCUCAUUAGAUAUUGGCGUACAGAGGCAGCACAG